AUGGGUGAUAUGAAGAAUCAUGGAUUGGUCGGUGGUGGUGGUACACGAUACAAUGGGGACGAGCAGGUACAGUUUGUUGCUGGCGGAAGUCAUCAGGUGACGAUCAGGUCGCCACCGCCUUCCCUGCAUCUGGAGAAUCUUAACAACGCUAUUCUUGGGGGCUCUCAGAAUAAUCUGCACUGUAGUUGCAAUGGUUCUGCAUCGAAUGGAACUGCAGCUGCGGUAUGCACUGGGGCUGGAGUGCUGGCGAGGAAGGUGCCGAAUCACAGCGGAGCAAGUCCUGGUGGUCAGACGAAUAAAAAACCAGCUGUGGCCCUGACGCAUCUGCCGAAGAGGCCGCCUGUCGACAUCGAAUUCAAAAAUCUGGCCUAUAGCGUCUCCGAAGGCCGGAAAAGAGGAUAUAAGACUAUACUCAAGUGCGUCAAUGGAAAAUUUAGGUCCGGUGAGCUUACAGCCAUAAUGGGACCUUCUGGUGCUGGAAAAAGUACACUUAUGAACGUUCUUGCUGGUUACAAAACGUCACACCUAAGCGGCUCUGUUCUAAUAAAUGGAAAGGACAGAAAUCUAAGAAGAUUUCGUAAAAUGUCUUGUUACAUAAUGCAAGAUGAUCGUUUGCUGCCACAUCUUACAGUUUACGAAGCCAUGACAGUCUCAGCGAAUUUAAAGCUAGGCAAAGACAUUAGCGCUGCUGCGAAAAAAGUCGUGAUAGACGAAAUUAUUGAAACUCUAGGCCUGAGUGACGCCAGUAAUACGCAAACUCACAUUCUCAGUGGUGGACAAAGAAAGAGACUAUCAAUAGCACUGGAGCUUGUAAACAAUCCGCCAGUAAUGUUCUUCGAUGAACCAACUUCCGGUCUUGACAGUUCUUCCUGUUUUCAGUGUCUUAGCUUGCUAAAGUCCCUUAGCAGAGGAGGAAGAACCAUAAUCUGUACGAUACAUCAGCCCAGCGCUAGGUUAUUUGAGAUGUUUGAUCACCUCUAUUUACUUGCUGAGGGUCAAUCUGUCUACCAGGGUAAUGUCGGAGGACUCGUGCCCUUCUUAUCAUCCAUGGGAUUGGAUUGUCCGAGUUAUCACAAUCCAGCUGAUUAUGUGAUGGAAGUUGCCUGCGGUGAACAUGGCGAAUGUGUUCACAAAUUGGUAAUGGCUGUGAACAACGGAAAGUGUAAUAAUUAUCAGCAUUAUCAAGCGACCAUAAUAACGGCGCAGGCAGUGUCUAAUGAUAUUGCAAAACAGUCAUCUCCUCAGGCACAGAGCAAACCAGAAACGGUUGCCACGAUACCAAAUGGCGUGGCCAAGCCUCCCGGUGCUGCCACCGUAAUAAAUAUGCCAGUUUCUUGCACUACUUCCUUAUUAGACAGUGCAGAAAGCAUAGAACAAAAGGUUGGCUUUCCGACCAAUGGCUGGAUUCAAUUUUGGAUUCUGCUGAAGAGGACUUUUUUAUCACAAAUUAGAGAUAUGACCUUAACGAGAGUGAGGCUGAUCUCACAUCUGAUUGUCGGUUUUCUCAUUGGUGCGAUUUAUUACGACAUUGGAAACGAAGCCUCCAAGGUUAUGAGCAAUGCCGGAUGUGUGUUCUUUACCGUGAUGUUUCUCAUGUUUACAGCCAUGAUGCCCACCAUUCUCACAUUUCCUCUCGAAAUGGCCGUAUUCGUUAGAGAACACCUGAACUACUGGUACUCUCUGAAGGCCUUCUAUUUUGCAAGAACGUUGGCAGAUUUACCAUUUCAAAUUAUCUACUCGAUAGCCUACGUGAUGAUAGUUUAUUUCAUGACAUCCCAGCCAUUUGAGACAGAAAGAUUCCUUAUGUAUCUCAACAUAUGUAUUUUGACGUCAUUGGUAUCACAAUCGAUUGGAUUAUUAAUUGGAGCAGCUAUGAGCGUCGAGAGUGGGGUAUUCCUCGGGCCUGUGACUUCAGUACCCAUAGUCCUCUUUUCCGGUUUCUUCGUAAACUUCGACGCCAUACCAGGAUACCUGAAGUUCCUCUCAUACGUGAGCUACAUCCGGUAUGGUUUUGAAGGCGCCAUGAUAUCCGUUUACGGUUACAAUCGCGCCAAAUUAAAAUGCUCCGAGGCCUACUGCCAUUACAAGAGCCCAACGAAGUUCCUCGAGGAGAUGUCGAUGCAGCACGCCGCUUAUUGGGUCGACGUCGUCGCCCUUGUCGGCUUCCUGAUCGGCCUCCGUAUCGUUGCCUACUUCGUGCUCAGGCUGAAGCUACGAUCUCUUCGUUAGUUUGACCCAAGAUUGAAAAUUGACAAUAACAUUGCUUACUAAGGACACUGGAAUGGGUUACAUUUCGUUUGGACUUCUUGGCGAGGAUCUCGACAAUGCUAAACGCCAUGAAAACUACAACGAUCUGCUAAAGUUCUCUGGUACAGACCUCAUUGGUCUUAUUGUGUUCUCACAGACAAAGGCUGCUACAAGAUACUAUUCUGACUGAGGACGAUGUUCUCGCGUGAACCAGGAGACCUUGACCCUAGCGACGAGGUCAGAUCAGAAAUAAAAGAUUAGUAUCGACCUAGAGAGGUAUAUCGAAAUCGCGCGAAAAUGGAUCAUACAGGCGUCUUCACUAUACGUACAUACAGGUUAUGCGCAUAUAUAUUAUUAAUGAAGCUAAAAUGAUUCCAGACAGGUAUCAAGGUACCCCUUAAAGGAACGUCAUUCGCUCUGUAGAUAAAGAAGAUCGAGAGAAAGUUUGAUAUCCAAUAGAGUUCGCUCGUAUCGAACGCGCUGUCAACCUAUAGCCGGUUACUAUUAAUAACUCGCCAAGGGUCUUAGGCCCAGUUUAAACAAUUGUUUCCCUCCAAUACACAGAGCGCUAAGCAUCCGUUUCGCUAAUGGACGUGGUCGUUGAAAUAGCGCCUAGGAGUAUGAAUUUAGAUUAUUUAUAGAACGGGUCUUUUAUUAUAUUAUUAUUCGCGUAUUUAAGUCGUGGCGUUACAUUGUCUCGUGACAGCGACGAAAGCGCGUAUUCCUACGUGACGCUCGUGCGAAUUUCGUAAUUACACACGCGCGAUUCAAAUAGUUUCUUACCCGAUCGCAAGGAUCGAUCCUUUAUUCAUAUCGUAAUUCCAUUGCUAGGUUUAUCGAAAUACAAUUAAAUAAUACUUAACGGCGACUCGAAUGACGGAGAAAAAAGGAACGAAGAGAUAAAAAUGAGAAAAACCGAAGUUUAAUCUAUAAAGCUCACACUCGACCAAUCACUGGCUGCCUGAGCGUUUGCUUCUAUAAAAGUGCGUGUUAAUUAAAAAUAGUACUUAGUUUUGCGUACAUAUUUACGUAUAUAUGUAUUAUAUAUGUACGUGUAUAUAUACAUAUAUAUUAUAAUAUUAUAUAUUACUACGGCAUACUCGUGACAGUGAUAAUGAAAAUGACAAUGGGCGAUAAAAUGGACGCUGAUUAUAAUUUGCGUGUAAGAAAUACGAAGUGCCCAGAUAUACAUGAAAAUUUGACGAACAUUAAUGGGUAGUCCGUAACCACGAGGCCUAGGCGAUAACGAAACAGCACAAGGCCACAGUAGGACAGGAGUCAGCCCACAAUUAAAUAAUUCGGAAUUCUACAGUGAGUCACAACAGACUGAAGAAAGGAACGUGAGGGCUUGUCGACCAUUAUUGUAUUUAGCGAAUAUUAGUGAAUUAUUGUUUAUAUCCUGUUUUCUUUUUAUUUUUAUAUAUAUAAACAUAAACAAGCGUUACCGGAAUGUAUCCUUUUCCUUUCCAUUACUGUACUGAGUAGUAACGUUUUCCGUACGAUUUAUAAUAAAGACAAUUGACAAUUCUUCUUGUAUA
Molecule: messenger RNA, 3785 nt
Organism: Cephus cinctus (wheat stem sawfly)
Lineage: Eukaryota; Metazoa; Arthropoda; Insecta; Hymenoptera; Cephidae
Gene: Atet
Product: ATP-binding cassette sub-family G member 4
Exons: 11
Coding region: 1-2229 (742 amino acids)
Cellular component (GO): plasma membrane
Molecular function (GO): ABC-type transporter activity; ATP hydrolysis activity; ATP binding
Source: RefSeq, a predicted model, not a curated record